AUGUGAUCUGUAUCUAAUCUAUACUACUGUUCCUGAUCCUCCCUCCCAUUCAUUCUCUUUUCUGUUAGGAGGGCGUCUAAGACUGAGCUACAACAUGGAGACCAAGAACUGGGUCAACAUUAUCCUCCUUGGGUUUGGAUUCUUUCUUUUGUUCUCUGCGUUUCAAACAACUGCUUUUAUACAAACACUAACAAUUAGCAGCUACUUAUCUCCUACAUGCAACCCAGGGAAUAAAACUAGUUAUGGCGUGCUAUCUAGUUCAUUGGCAGAUCGUGUUGGAUAUUUAAGUGGUAGCAUCAUAUACCUAAUGGUUGCUAUUGGUAACUGGGUCUCUGUCUCUAUUGUGUCCAUAUUUGGUGCCAAGUGGUCGCUCGUCAUCAGCGGAGCUCUCUAUGUUAUCUAUAUCGCUUGCUUGAUUCGCCCACUUAUUUAUUCAAUAUUCAUUGGAGCCUUUAUCCUUGGAGCAGGUGGCGGAGUGUUAUGGACGGCCCAAGGCCAGAUCCUGAUUCAGAACUCCUCAAAGGAAAGGAUGGGAACCACAAGUGGUAUAUUCUGGUUUAUGCUUGAAUCAAGCCUUGUUGUCGGAAGCAUUUAUAUAUUUUCGUAUUAUUACAUAAAGAGAGAUAGCUUUAGUAGCAGCGAGACUUUUUGCUUCCCUCACACUCAGAAUAUGAUAAUCUUUGGUGUCUUGACUUUUGUUGCAAUUUGUGGAAUUGUAGUACUCUUGUUUAUAUCACCAGUGGAAAAAAUGUCCACUGGUUCGAGUGUUGGAUCCAUAAAUUCAUCAUCAAGUAGAGAGAAGGAGCCACUGAUGUCAAGUAGGCAAUCAAGAACCAGUGUUCAAGUGUUUUCAUCGUCACCAGAUUUCAUUGCUAAUUGCCAUCCUUAUGUACAGGCAGUCCUCAAUCCACUCAUUAAAGCCGUCAAGAUGAUGAUAACAUGGAAAAUGUUGCUUCUCUGUGUUACAUUUGUAUACACAGGAUAUGAGCUAGGCUUCUGGAGCGGUGUCUAUGGAACUAUGAUAGGUCACACUCAUGUAUUUCCUAAGUAUUAUGUUGGGGCUGCACUUUUCUUCAUUGGUUUGGGAGAGAUUAUUGGCGGUGGUCUUUUUGGUGUUUUUGGUUCAUAUACCAAUCGGUUUGGACGCGAUCCCAUACUUCUACUGGGCCUUAUCUGCCACAUGGUCUGCUUCUUGCUCACAUUUUACUUCUUUUCUGAGGACUCCAUUGCUGGCGAUGUAAAGUCAUCUGAUAGUUAUGGAGCACUGGGUGUGUAUGGACUUAUGUCUAAUAUCUAUGUUGCAUUGGGUGGUGCUUUCCUACUCGGAUUAGGUGAUGCAUGCUUUAAUACACAGAUUUAUUCCAUUAUCGGUGUCAUCUAUUCUUCAGAUGAAGAUAGUGCUCCAGCAAUGGCUCUUUAUAAAUUCUUUCAAUCCAUUACUGCUUUUGUUAGCUUCCUUACUUCUACUCUCCUCAAGCUUCAAUGGCAGCUUUUGAUACUUGUUGUGCUGGCUGUUCUUGGUACAGUAACUUUCUGUAUAGUCGAAUGGGAUUAUCAUCGCAGUGAGCAAAAACGUGAAGAUGAUCUUACAAACAGUUACGAGGAGCCCAAUGACACUCGAUAUGCCGUCGAAAAGACGUACAGUGCUUCGUCUUUGGAUGGGGAGGAUGGAUUCAUGAGUGACUCUAGCGCUCAUUAACAUUUAUGAGAGAGAGAGUGAGUGUUUUAUUAUAAGAGUGUAAUGAAAGGAGAGCUGAUAGUUUUGUAUUAAAAAAGGAUUUUAUGCUGUUUCCCCUAGUAUAUUUUGUUUGGAAUCGCUGAUCUACCUUUUAAUUGAUAAUAAAGAUAA
Molecule: messenger RNA, 1849 nt
Organism: Amphimedon queenslandica
Lineage: Eukaryota; Metazoa; Porifera; Demospongiae; Haplosclerida; Niphatidae
Product: UNC93-like protein MFSD11
Exons: 19
Coding region: 95-1699 (534 amino acids)
Source: RefSeq, a predicted model, not a curated record